AUGGCUACCAACGGGGAUGACUCUAAGGAGCUAUGGCGACACUCGUCUCCUCAUACCACUCAAAUCCAUGACUUCAUCAAGACCGUCAACAGGGAGCAUGUCCUGUCGCUGGAAUCAUACAACGAUCUCUGGGAGUGGAGCAUAGCAGAGCCAGCCAAGUUCUGGGAGCAAGUCUGGAAUUACACUGCCAUUGUGGCUCAUCAGCCUUACAGCCGCGCCUUGAGUUCAGAACAGCUUCUCUUCCCACGACCUAAAUUCUUCGACGGAAGCAAGCUGAACUUCGCUGAGAAUCUUCUUUACCCAGCCUCGUCCCCUGACGAGGAUGCGGUGGCUGUCAUUGCCGCCACGGAAUCGGAUCGCGAAUACGUGUCCUGGAAGGAGCUGCGAAAUCGGGUCAGAGAAUGUGCCAACGCACUCAAAGAAGCGGGCUUGCAGGUAGGAGACCGCGUCGCUGGGUUUCUGGGAAAUCACACAAACACCGUCGUGGCGAUGCUCGCAACAACAUCGAUUGGUGCCUUCUGGACAGGUGUCUCUCCAGAUACCGGAGUGCACGCGGUGUUGGAACGCCUAAAGCAGAUUGAACCGAAGAUCUUGUUUGCCGACAAUGCAUCGCUGUACAAUGGGAAAGUUCACGGCGCAGAUGCGAAGCUGCGCGAGAUUGUUCCUGGUUUGCCCAAGCUCGAGCUUCUGGUCGUGUUCCGUACCGUCGAUUCUUUCGAAUUCAAGCUGGAAGAAGUAAAACCGCUGCAAGGCAAGGUUGCUUCUUACGAUUCUUUCCUUGCCAAUGUCAAAGAUGCUGCGGCCCCUCUGAACUUCGCGAGUCUGGAGCCGGAUCAUCCAGUCUACAUACUAUAUUCGUCCGGCACAACGGGAGCACCGAAGCCUAUUGUACACGGUGCUCUGGGAACGCUUCUCCAACAUAAGAAAGAGCAUGUUCUUCACUGUGAUAUACGUCCCGGAGACCGAGUGUUCUACUUCACAACCACGACCUGGAUGAUGUGGCACUGGCUUGUUUCUGGCUUGGCCAGCGGCGCCACCAUAGUCCUCUACGAUGGCUCGCCAUUUCGACCGUUCGAUGCUGAAGGUGGCACUGGGGAGAUGGCCAUGCCGCGUCUGAUAGAUGAACUGCAAAUUAGUCACUUUGGCACAUCGGCCAAGUAUCUGUCCAUCUUGGAGCAGGCAUCUCUAAACCCCACCAAGCACCCUCAUCGGCCGGUGAGCCUGCAGACAUUGAAAGCCAUCUACAGCACGGGCUCGCCGCUAGCUCCGUCUACUUUUGAAUACGUGUACACAAAUAUCAAGGCAGACAUUAUGCUGGGCUCAAUUACCGGAGGAACCGAUAUCCUGUCGCUCUUCUGUGGCAGCUGCCCCAUUCUUCCCGUCUACAAGGGCGAAAUUCAGUGCCGCUGCUUGGGCAUGGCUGUUUCAGUCUAUGACUAUGCCGGCAACGACAUCAGCGCCUCUGGCGAACCAGGCGACCUUGUCUGCACCAGGCCCUUCCCCGCACAACCAGUGAUGUUCUGGCCUCCAGGCCCCAUAGGGGCGGAGAAAUAUCGCAAGAGCUACUUCGAUGUGUUCGGUCCAUCGAUAUGGCACCACGGCGAUUUCGUGCGUGUGAACCCACAGACUGGAGGAGUGGCCAUGCUGGGUCGCAGUGACGGCGUCCUGAAACCGGCUGGAGUCCGCUUCGGAAGUGCAGAGAUUUACAACAUUCUGCUCAAACAUUUUGCAGAAGAGGUGGAGGACUCUCUCUGCAUAGGACGAAGACGUGAUGGGAUUGACACCGACGAGACAGUCGUUCUUUUUGUCAAAUUGCUGCCGCCUGGGGCGGCUUACGAGGUCAUAUCGGCGGAUCUUGCGGCUCGCAUUCAGGCGACAAUCCGCAAAGAGCUCAGUCCUCGCCACGUACCGGGAAUCGUGGCCGUGUGCCCUGAGAUUCCCGUGACGUCCAACGGUAAGAAGGUCGAGAACGCGGUAAAACAGAUCCUAUGCGGGUUGAACAUCAAGAUCGGUGCGAGUGUCGCGAAUGCCUCUUGCCUGGACUGGUACCGCACCUGGGCGACAGCGAACACCUAG
Molecule: messenger RNA, 2076 nt
Organism: Aspergillus japonicus CBS 114.51
Lineage: Eukaryota; Fungi; Ascomycota; Eurotiomycetes; Eurotiales; Aspergillaceae
Product: acetoacetate--CoA ligase family protein
Exons: 2
Coding region: 1-2076 (691 amino acids)
Biological process (GO): lipid metabolic process
Cellular component (GO): cytosol
Molecular function (GO): acetoacetate-CoA ligase activity
Source: RefSeq, a predicted model, not a curated record